Oncorhynchus tshawytscha (Chinook salmon) is the source of this 4220-nucleotide messenger RNA. RefSeq names its product pbx/knotted 1 homeobox 1.1 (gene pknox1.1). Gene Ontology annotation, biological process: angiogenesis; regulation of transcription by RNA polymerase II. The record is from RefSeq and is a predicted model, not a curated record. Lineage: Eukaryota; Metazoa; Chordata; Actinopteri; Salmoniformes; Salmonidae. Bases 966 to 2396 code for a protein of 476 amino acids. Gene Ontology annotation, molecular function: RNA polymerase II cis-regulatory region sequence-specific DNA binding; DNA-binding transcription factor activity, RNA polymerase II-specific. The transcript has 11 exons.
UAUCAAUCAAACCAAUCUGGGCCGCACAGAAUAAUGCCUAGGGCAAAAGCUCGGGAGGUGGGGAGGCCAGUGGAGUUCAUGUAGCAUUGAAUAGAUGGCCGGAGCCAAGGAAGAUGGAAAUUACUCGAGGGAAGAAAAAAAAUGUCGGCGUUUUAGGGAGAGGAGGGGGGUGGGAAAGAAGGAUUCUGAAAAAGCAAGGGCGACAGCUAGGAAGCAAGGCCCCAGCCAGUGUACCCUCUUCCAGUUGAAUCGCGAGUGGCACAGGGGAGGGAUAGGCAGCUGUCCCUUGCUUGAUUGAUUGAUUGAUGUGGGCAAGAUUUUUCAAACUAAAAUUAGAAACUAAUAUUUAUAAAUACAUUUACGAAUAGCAAUAAUAUUUUAAUACAAUGUCAAUGCAUAUGGGAUGAAAUACGCACUUUAUAUGCACUUUAAUCCAGCAGCAUUUUGUCAUGUUACUGUAUUUUCGCGCAGCUACCUGUGAAAGCGGCAGCUGAUCCGUCUCAGACACCGCUGUAAAUAUGGCGCUUCUGAUUAACUUCACCAUUGCAAACUAACGUUUUUAAAACAAGCACUCUUCACUUGGUGUUGCGGCCAUGAAGAGAGUUAAUGCAUAUUACAUUUAGUACACAUUUGAGGCUGUUGUCGCCUAAUUUAGUGGGCAACAGGAACAAUUUGCAAUGUAUUAGCUAGUAAGCUAACGAGCUAGAUAGCUGGUUUAUUUACGAAAGCAACUAACGUUAGCUAUUUUGUUUAGCGACCUUGUCUUGAACAAGUAAACGUUCGCAAUAAAUGUAGUUUAAAGUUCUCUGAAACUGAAUUUUUACUUCACUGAAGUGUCUCACUCCGACAGCUUUUUCCUUCAUAUGAUUGAAAGCUAAUCCAAUAAUUGCUUGCUAUUGCUAAACCCAUCAAGACGCUCUACUAGUUGGCUUUGUUGCUGCGAUAAAAGCAAGUCGGGUUUUAACAUGGUGGGUGUGUGCCAUCAGUUAGGACCGUGGACAUUAACCUGGUUUCACGAUAAGACAUGUAUGAUUCGCACCAUUGUCGUAUCCUUGCACACACGAACGUCCGCCAACAUGAUGGCUGCCCAGUCGGAUUCCAUAGACAAGUACCUGGAGGGAGAGCAGCAGAUGCUGGGGUCGGAGCAGACGGACGGUGACGAGGGUUUGGAUGCAGCCUCCAGUCCAACCCCCACUGAGCCCCAGACCCCCAUGGAUGUAGAUAAGGCUUCCAUAUACCGGCAUCCCUUGUUCCCUCUCCUGGCCCUGCUCUUUGAGAAAUGUGAGCAGUCGACACAGGGCUCAGACUGUGUCACGUCAGCCAGCUUUGAUGUGGACAUUGAGAACUUUGUCCGCAGCCAGGAGAAAGAGGGCAAAGCCUUCUUCAGUGAGGAUCCUGAUCUCGACAAUCUGAUGGUGAAGGCCAUCCAGGUGCUGCGGAUCCACCUGCUGGAGCUGGAGAAGGUCAGCGACCUGUGUAAGGACUUCUGCAGCCGCUACAUCUCCUGCCUCAAGACCAAGAUGAACAGCGAGACGCUGCUGAGUGGAGAACCUGGCAGCCCCUACUCAUCUGGACAGGGUUUCUCCCCCACCAAGAUACAGACGUCCAGCUCUUUCACAGGAACCCUCAGUCCCCAGGGGAUUGUGGUGCCAGCAUCGGCCCUGCAGCAAGGCAACGUCACCGUGACAACAGUCAACCCCACACAGGUUAUAGCAGGUAUGUCACCCUGGCAUACAACAACCACAGGUGGCACAGUCUACCAACCAGUCACAGUAGUCAACUCACAGGGCCAGGUGGUUUCACAGACCCUCUCGCCCCAGACCAUACGCAUCCAGAACACACAGCUCCAGCUGCAGCUCAACCAGGACCUGAGUUUCUUCAACCACGACGACAGCUCACCCAAGAACAAGCGUGGCGUUCUUCCCAAACAAGCCACCAACGUCAUGCGCUCCUGGCUCUUCCAGCACAUCGGGCACCCCUACCCCACGGAGGAUGAGAAGAAGCAGAUCGCUACCCAAACUAACCUGAGCCUCCUCCAAGUCAACAACUGGUUCAUAAACGCGCGGAGGCGAAUCCUGCAGCCCAUGCUGGACGCCAGCUCUUCGGAGACACCCAAAACCAAGAAGAAACCUCCUCCGAACAGGCCGCUACAGCGCUUCUGGCCUGACUCCAUCGCCACGGGGAUGACACAACAACAGGUCCAGAUGCCAGAUGGAACCACGGUGAUGAUGAGUGUGGAGGGUCUCCGGAGCCUGACAUCAGACGGUGCCACGCUGGCCGUGCAGCAGGUGAUGAUGGGCGGGCACAGCGAGGACGAAUCAGGAGACAGCGGGGACGAGGACGAUGAUGACGACAUGGUUGGGCUGGGCCUGGACAACAGCGACUCCUUGCAGUAGGACACAGACGUACUGUACACACACACACACACGAAGACAUACACACUUAAAAACAAACUUUAAUAUGUGUGUGUGUGGUGGUUAAGACCUUCAACUGACCCAUUAUGUAGGUAGGCUGAUAAUGAAUGAGGUGGGCUGAUAAUGAAUUGCAACACACACUUAGAACCAAAUCAGCGCCAUUUUUGAUGCUCUGCUAAAAAAUAGGAUGGCUCAGAUUAUGUAUGUACUGUAGAUAGACUGGUAUUGCAUCGCGAGUACACAAUGUAAGUAUACGUUCUCUCGAUCGGUUUACACAGAGCACAAGCACUGGACAUACGGGAUCACUCCUGAUGUCCCUUUUAAUGAAUGGAGUGUCUUGUGUGUGAGCAGUUCGAUUUCAGAAAGCGUUUUUUACUACGUCGUCAGCUUGUGUAGGCCAGUGUUUUUCUGUAUAAUAUCAUUGUAUGUUCCAAAAGGCUGAGAACGGAAGCAGCAACAACAACAAAAAAUUAUCAUCAAGUGUUAAAAAACACACUCUGAAGCUCCGUUACUUAAAUGUUGAAUGAUUUCUUAUUUUUUGAUUUAAUCUCUUGUUGGAUGCCAACACUUUCAAGUUGUAUCUGUAAUGGGUUUUGUUCACUUUGCAUGCCUGUGUUUGACUACAUGUGCCCACUCUGAUUAGGACUGGCUUACAGGCAGAGCCCAUGGUGUACAGGAAGACCCUAUAGGUCCAGAAAAGCCCAUUAGGAAAAUUAAAGUAAAAGAGGCUUAUUUUUAUAUACAAACAUGAGAAGUAUGUUUUUUGUUUGGUGUUCUCUUGUUUUGUUUGGAAUGUUUAUGUACAAAGGUUUUGUUAUUGAAACUAGCGGCCCUGUUUUCCAGGGUCCAAUUAAGUUUUCUAAAUAUUGAUGACAAAUGAGAAGAAAAAAAAUUUGAUUAUGUCAAAUGGUUUUUAACACGAUCCGAAAAAGGCCUUAUUUACAGUUAACUGCCAAAAUAAUGGAAACACUUAAGUAAAUGAGGGAUACAAAGUAUAUUUAAACCAGGGGGUUCUAUACAGGGUCUGGUUCGGGAGUUUAAUUAACACAUUAACAUCCCAUCUUGCUUAGGGUAAGGUAUUAACAAUGCCCAGUUGCUGAUUUAUUAUGGCUAGAAGAGGUCUCCGUGACUUUGAAAGAGGGGUCUCAAAGAAGAACAGGCUGGUUUAAAGUGUGUGUUUGUUUCAGUUACCAGAUCUCUACCAAAUUGAACACUUAUGGGAGAUUGUGGAGCGAUGCCUGAAACAGCGUUUUCCACCAUCAAUAGAACACCAAAUGAUGGAAUGUCUCGUAGAAGAAUGGUGUUGCAUCCCUCCAGUAGAGUUCCAGAAUGGUGUUGCCCCCCUCCAGUAGAGUUCCAGAAUGGUGUUGCACCCCUCCAGUAGAGUUCCAGAAUGGUGUUGCACCCCUCCAGUAGAGUUCCAGAAUGGUGUUUGCACCCCUCCAGUAGAGUUCCAGAAUGGUGUUUGCCCCCUCCAGUAGAGUUCCAGAAUGGUGUUGCCCCCCUCCAGUAGAGUUCCAGAAUGGUGUUGCACCCCUCCAGUAGAGUUCCAGAAUGGUGUUGCACCCCUCCAGUAGAGUUCCAGAAUGGUGUUGCACCCCUCCAGUAGAGUUCCAGAAUGGUGUUGCACCCCUCCAGUAGAGUUCCAGAAUGGUGUUGCACCCCUCCAGUAGAGUUCCAGAAUGGUGUUGCACCCCUCCAGUAGAGUUCCAGAAUGGUGUUGCACCCCUCCAGUAGAGUUCCAGAAUGGUGUUGCACCCCUCCAGUAGAGUUCCAGAAUGGUGUUGCACCCCUCCAGUAGAGUUC